AAAGGAACCCAUUAAAUGCCCUGAAUAGCUACUUAUUAUUUACAUGGCAUCACCAUCUCUGUCACUACCACUGGUUUCUCUGAGGGUAGUACUUCUUUUUCUUAGGGUUUUGACUGUGGUUUUCCUCGUUAUAACUGUCAUCAUCCUUAGCACCAACAGCGUCACCAUUGUAUCUCAAGGAAGCUCGUCGGAAUUUCAUUUCAAAGAUGUUUAUGCCUAUAGAUACAUGUUUUCAGCCGCCAUCAUCGGACUACUUUACGCUGUCAUACAACUGUUCUUCGCAAUCUCCGAACUGGCCACCAGAAUUAAAAGCCCUUUAAAUUAUCAAAUGGAUUUUUACGGUGACAAGAUAAUAUCAUAUCUAGUGGCAACUGGUUCGGCAGCUGGAUUUGGAGUGAGCAAAGAUUUAAAAGAUACAUUUCUAGCAUUAGUCGUAUUAGAUUCGACUGAUCCUGUAGAAAAGCUCUUCAGAAGAGGACACGCAUCAGCCAGUAUGCUUCUCUUUGCUUUCUUCUGCCUCGCUCUUUUAUCUGUUUUUUCAUCACUCUCUAUUGCCAAACACCAGUUUAGUUAAGUUCCAUCAUUAUUCACUCAUACUCUUUUCGAUUUGAUCAUAUAGCUUUGUGGCAAUGUAAUGUGUUGGUGCAGUUAUUUAACCAAUUUGAGAUUGUAUUUGUCAAAACCGUUUUCGAACAUGUGAAAAUGGUGUGGCAGACAAACAAACCCAAAUGAACUGAUUUUGAA
Messenger RNA from Eruca vesicaria subsp. sativa (arugula), 744 nucleotides. NCBI's taxonomy places the organism in Eukaryota, Viridiplantae, Streptophyta, Magnoliopsida, Brassicales, Brassicaceae. The record is from the annotation of a GenBank genome assembly.